Bacillus rossius redtenbacheri is the source of this 8068-nucleotide messenger RNA. RefSeq names its product ras-responsive element-binding protein 1-like. Gene Ontology annotation, molecular function: RNA polymerase II cis-regulatory region sequence-specific DNA binding; DNA-binding transcription activator activity, RNA polymerase II-specific. The record is from RefSeq and is a predicted model, not a curated record. The transcript has 5 exons. NCBI's taxonomy places the organism in Eukaryota, Metazoa, Arthropoda, Insecta, Phasmatodea, Bacillidae. Gene Ontology annotation, cellular component: nucleus. Gene Ontology annotation, biological process: regulation of transcription by RNA polymerase II. Bases 225 to 5144 code for a protein of 1639 amino acids.
ACGCGGCGCGCCAGUCGCUCUUUUCGCGGAGAUCAAGUAGCAGCGGUCAGUUGGAGGAGGGGCGCAGCGGCUGCGAGACGUGUUGAGUGCCGUCGUCUGUCAUGUGCGUGCGUCUCGUAGCGUCUCUGCGCCGGUGCUGUUGACUCGCUGUCCCGGCGGAGCUGGGAUGCUGUGGAAAGGCGGGCGGCCGUAGCGCAGUUGCAGCCCCGGUCUCAGGCGCAGCGAUGCAAGACAUGGCAACACUGCAGCAGCCCGUGGUCACCUCGCCGGCUCCCGCCCCGCCCGGCGCAGCUCGAGAGACCUCGGCCGUGGCGGGCGGCGGGGAGGCGCGGCAGGAGACGUCGCGGACGGACGCGGGGUCGCGCCAGGAGGACGAGGAGGCGAGCCGUCUCGACCACCAGGACGAGCCGCGCGGCGAGGAGGCCUCGGAGGAGAAGACCGACGGAGAGGACGAGGAGGGAGGGGACGAGGACGACUACGGCGGCUCGCGGGAGUACUUGUGCCCGAUCUGCGACGCGGCGCUGGGCUCGCAGCACGACUUCACGCUGCACAUCCGCUCGCACAACGGCAGCGGCGAGGCGGUGGCCGCGGCCCCGCCGGGCGGCUUCGUGUGCCGCGUGUGCGGCAAGGCGCUGAGCUCGGGCAGCUCGCUGGACCGCCACGUGCUGGUGCACUCGGGCGAGCGGCCGUUCCGCUGCCGCGUGUGCGGCGUGUCCUUCACGACCAACGGCAACAUGCACCGCCACCUGCGCACGCACGGCGAGGACGGCGCCUCCCCCGUCGAGGCCAAGCGGCGCCGCCUCUCCAGCCCGGCGCCCGCCGGCGACGCUGAUAGGCGGAGGGCGCUGGACCUCUCCCAGGAUGGCGAGGACUCCGCUCGGAGGAAGCACGCGUGCCCCGUCUGCUGCCGCGUGGACUUCGCGUCCUUGAACGUCCUGGAGACGCACCUGGAGGAGAUGCACCCCGAGUACAAGGCCCGCUGCCACCUCUGCAACCUCGUCUUCAAGAACCACCGCGCGCUCAACCUGCACCGCACCAUGAAGCACUUCGGCGAGGCCGGCGGCGGCAAGGCGGCCCCCGUGCUCGGCUUCCGCGACCUCACCUUCGUCGACUUCUCCAGCGACAAGUUCCCGAUCAUCGCGAGGGCCGUGUGCGAGCAGUCCCUGCACCGCGCCACCAGCGCCUUCCACCGCUUCCAGUGCGGGCUCUGCGCCAGGGCCUUCCCGUGCGGCAAGGCGCUCGCCAUCCACCGCCAGAGCUGCGACGGCGUGCGCGAGGCCAGGCUGCGGGACUGCGAGUCCGAGGAGGACGAGCGCAAGCAGGACGACUUCCUGGCGCGCCUCGACCUGCGGACCAAGUCGGCGUCCCUGUCCCCGCCGCCCGACUACCCGCGCAGGGAUGACGGCUUGGAGGGCGACUCGUACUUCACGGGGGGGCGCGACCUCGCCGACAUCCAGAGCAUCCUGUCGCUGACCUCCGCCGGCGGCCUGCUGCAGGAGCUGUGCUCGUCGCCGCGCCCCCGCAGCGACACCACGCCGCCCGACUCGGCCGCCAAGUCGUCCGACUCGGGCCACGGCGAGGACGAGCAGCAGGACUGCUUCGCCGCCGAGUUCCGCCGCAUGAAGCUGAAGGGCGAGUUCCCGUGCCGCCUGUGUGCGGCCGUGUUCCCCAACCUGCGUGCGCUCAAGGGCCACAACCGAGUGCACCUGGCGGCGAGCGGCGGCCUGCCCCGCUGCAACAUGUGUCCCUUCGCCAGCCCCGACAAGGCCGUCGUGGUGCGGCACAUGCGCACGCACAACGGCGACCGGCCCUACGAGUGCGCGCUCUGCAACUACGCCUUCACCACCAAGGCCAACUGCGAGCGCCACCUGCGCAACCGCCACUCGCAGCUGCCCAAGGACGAGGUGAAGAACUACAUCAUCUACCACCCGUCCGAGGACCCGACCAACGACCCGGGCGGCCAGGGCGGCCAGGGCAACCAGGGCAAGGCGCUCUCGGCCCGGGACGACGUGAAGAGGGCGCUGGUGUUCAGCGGGCAGUCGGACGAGGGCAGCAGGACAGAUGUCCAGGAGCCACAGGACGAGGACAGUUCUCGCUCUGCGGCCAACCACGUACCAAAGAAAACAUCCCCAUCGCAGAACCGAUUGUGGGAAACCCACGAGGUUGCCACCAUGACUCAUUUUGCUGACGACGAGGAGAUGCAAGACAGCGAUGAUAAUCAAACAGUGUCUGAUGAUAGUGUGCUAGUCAACCUUACCAAAAAUAAUAAUCUUAUAAAAAAUGCGUUACUGUUUAAAAGGCACUCUGAAGACCAAAGAAUUUUUUUGAAAGACCAAGUUCGAACAUCCAAUCUUUGCAUGCAGUUUGUGAAAAAGUGCUAUGAACAAUACAAUGAUGAAAAUGAUGUUGAAGAUAAUGCGGUGGAAGAUGAAGACGUUGAUGAAGACAACGUUCCUUUAGAUCUUAGUAUGGAUGCUUUAGAUUUAAGUAAAAAGAAGCCUAUUUCUUCAGUCCAACUUGGUGCCAAAGAUGUGAAUGAAACACAGCCGCAGGACUUAUCUAGGAAACCACUGGUACACAGCAUGGAGUUCAGCAGAAACACUCCCGUGCAAUCGGUAUUUGCACCACCUUACAAGUCUCCAAUCACUACAAUCAACAUUCCGCCAGCUAAUUCCCCAGCGAUCUACAAAAGCUCUCUCUCUCCGGGCAGUCUCGGUGCCAAUCCCAUGCCGAAAGUGGAACGGAAGAGUGGGAACUUGUAUCCUGGGCAUGCUCUGUACUUAAACAACAAUGGUUACUUCUCUGCGCAGCCUUUGUUUCAAGUGCCAUAUCUGAUGUCGUCUCAUAACCACAACCUCUUCACGGGGAGUAACUUGCAGGACUUUGCGGAGAUGAAAGAACGGCUGCACAAGGAACUGAUACGAGGUCUUAAGCUGGGUUCUGGAGGAACCUUGCUUGAUACUGCCACAAUGGCAGAAAUGUGCGCAAGGACUAAACCCGAGGUAAUCAUCGACUAUCCCGAAAGUAAGGUGAAGAUGGAAUGUGCUGGUAACGCAGGACUCUCGCCCACCAUCGACAGUAAAGAGGGCAUCAUCAACAACCUCCCUGCAACUCCCCCCAAGUUAACCGCAUCGCCGAAACCGGUCGUGAGAGAGAAAGACACGUCUGCGUCGGUGAAGAUGGUGAUAAAGAACGGCGUGUUGAUGCCGAAGCAGAAGCAGAGACGGUACCGCACGGAGAGGCCGUUCUCCUGCGAGUUCUGCUCGGCUCGCUUCACGCUCCGCUCGAACAUGGAGCGCCACAUCAAGCAGCAGCACCCGCAGUGCUGGAGCCAGCGGCAGAAGAACGGCGGAUCCCUGGGCAGACGAGGCCACGGCGGCGCGCCGGCCCACUCCCAGGACUCCAGGAGCUCCCUGGACAGCCUGGGUCACGUGGACCUCAGCGUGCCGUCGCUGGACUCCGAGAGGAACACGAAGGUCGAGGAGGCGCCCAGGCCGGAGCCGGAGCCGGAGCACAAGCCGUACAUCUCGGAGGAGGUGAAACUGGCGAUAGCCCAGAAGCUGAGCCAGCCGUGCGCCGGCGCCGUGAAGGCAGAGGACGAGGAGGAGGACGAGGACGGCCUGGUGAUCGACGAGGAGCCCGGGGACCAGCCGGCGAGCAGGAGGGAGGACGGCGUGGACCUGGCGAGCGUGUCGCGCCUGCUGGACAACGCCACGACGCAGACCCGCGCCUUCCGGCAGUACUUCCAGGGCGCGCAGGAGGAGGAGGAGGCGCGCGCGGAGGGCAGCGACGACGACGAGGAGGGCCUGGUGGCCGGCAGCAACAGCGAGGGCAACAACUCGGGCAGCGACGAGAACAGAUCGGAGUCGGAGACCCACGGCAACUGCAGCGGCCUGAAGAAGAAGAGCGCCUACUCGCUGGCCCCCAACAGGGUGUCGUGUCCCUACUGCAGCCGCAAGUUCCCCUGGUCGUCCUCGCUGCGGCGGCACGUGCUCACGCACACGGGCCAGAAGCCCUUCAAGUGCCCGCACUGCCCGCUGCUCUUCACCACCAAGUCCAACUGCGACCGCCACCUGCUGAGGAAGCACGCCGGUGCUACCGGCAGCACCCCGGCCGGCAGCAGCAGCAGCAGCGGUGGUAGCGGUGGUAGCAGCGCCGGGGAGGCCUCGCCGCCCGCCGCCGCCGGCUACACCAUGCGCAACGUGCCGGACCGCCCCUUCAAGUGCAGCGCCUGUCCCAGCUCGACCUUCUCCACGCAGAGCAACCUGCGCAAGCACCUGGCCUCGAAGCACACGGGCGGGCUCUCGGGCGCCGAGGACAGCGCCGGCGAGGACUGCGACGAGGCGGAGGCGGCCCGCCCCAGGACCCCGCCCCCCCAGCCGGCCCCCGAGGCGGUGCCCGCCCCCGAGGCCCACGGCCCGAUCUCCUCCUCGUCGUCCUCCGACCUGCCCUUCAAGUGCCACCUGUGCGAGGGCGGGUUCGCGGAGCGGCAGGAGGCGCUGGACCACAUCCGGGACCAGCACCCGCCCGAGUUCCAGCUGCUGGAGUCGAAGGGCGCGCUGGAGGCCUCGCCCGGCGAGGAGGGCCCUCAGCCCGGCCACGACGAGGGCAUCGCCCCGGGCGACGAGGGGCUGGAGCAGCUGCGCGGCAAGUUCCCCGACUACGCCAACCGCAAGGUGAUGUGCGCCUUCUGCCUGCGCCGCUUCUGGUCGGCGGAGGACCUGCGCCGCCACAUGCGCACGCACACGGGCGAGCGGCCCUUCUCGUGCGACAUCUGCCGGCGCCGCUUCACGCUCAAGCACAGCAUGCUGCGGCACCGCAAGAAGCACGGGCCCUGCUCCGGGGCGCCGCCCCCGGGCGACGAGGAGCCCCACGGGCUGGUCGUGGUGGUGCCCCGGCCGCCGCCCCCGCCCGACAAGCCCCCCGCCAGGCUCACCAACCACAACAACAACAACAUCGCGCCGGCGGGCGACGACGGCUACUGGGGCCCGAGCAAGGAGGCGCGCCUGCUCGAGCCGGACACCGGUCUCAUCGAGAAGAUGCUGGACAUCCAGGACCGCUCCAUCAUCGAGCAGGUGCUGCUGUCCAAGUCCCCGGAGGACGCCGCGAAGCUGCUCGGCGUGAAGAACGGCGGCCACGACUAGCGCCCGAGACUGUGCCGUGCCGUGCCGCGCCGCGCCGCGCGUGGUGAUCCCGGAACCGAGACUCAAACUGUUACCAUAUCAAAGAAACUGUUGUGUUACCCAUGAUUCCGACAUUCCAAAUAUUUGUGAUCGCAACUAAACAUCCAUUGAUUUUCCAAAGAAUUAUUGUUUUUUUUUUUUUUUUUUUUUUUGAAGGUUAUGUGCAUGCGUCUCGUUAACUUGUUUCAGAGAGCGGUCGUAUGAAAGCAAUAUUUAUUAAGUUAUAUAUAUAUAUACUCUUACAUUCCAAGUGCACUUUCGUGGAUUAAACUGUACUUAGCGGUAUUGGUGUGUGCUUGAAUAUGUGCUGUGUGUUAAUUUGUAAGUGGUAACGACUUGUAAACUGUUUUCUACUUAGGAAGUAUUGUUCACGGACAAUAUAGAAUGAAAAAUUCAGACACUUCAUUCCAUUGGGAAGUAUUAAAACAAUGCUCUUUAAAUCAAAUAUGCACAACAUGCUUCAAACAGAGAUCUAUGAUAUUUAUGAGUGAUUAUUGAACAGAAUAGUUACUUAUUUUCCCCACUCUCUCACCUGUAAGUACCAUAAUACACAAAACACAGUAUAUUUACUUUAAGAGUUUUAUACCUUCAGGUUGUUUCUCUAUUAUUUGUAGGGAUUUUGGUGACAGGGUAUCCUUCGAAACUUAAAUCACAUUAAUUUUAAAUUUGCAACCAUCAGAUUAAACUUUAUCUUCUUCCAUUAAAAUUUAAUUUUUUAAUGCUCGGUAAUUAUUCUUCCAUCAUUAAGAAAUUAGAGUAUAAUGAGUCAUGAUAAAUGGGAAUAAAAUUUAUAAGUUUGCAUUUUUCUCUACAAAAUUUUUUUAUGUUUUGCAAUUACUCAGUGACAUAUGGUGUGUAAUAUAAUACACAAUGCAAUUUGUGUGUGUGUGUGUAUAUGUACAUGUGUGUGAAUCAUAGUCACAUGUGCCUGUUUCCUUUUAUUUCAUAACUUUCUUACCAAGGCAUAUCAAACUUUUUACCUAUUAUAUAUAAACAUUCCAUGUCGCCAUCAAUACGUUAAAAAGUGCAUGUGAUAUUUAAAUGUAGCACUCCCAUGUUAAAGUAACUAAUAGAAUAAAAAGGGAUACUGACUGAUAGCUGAUAAGCUAUAGUUUUCAAGUCUUAGAAUAAAAUUAUUUAUUAUAAUCUUACUAAUAUAUUUUUAUUGUUAUUAUUAGUCUGUGUGAUGCUGAUGUAUUUAUUAUUUUUUUUAUUUUUGCCCUUCAAACUUGGUAUUUAUCACUGCACAGUUGAUUUUUUUCUACUAUUAAAGUAUUCUGGCAUCAUUCCCAAUUAAAAUAAACUACAGAAAGCAAGUAAAAGUUAAUUAAUUAUCUGUACUGAUAAAGUGGUUUAUGUACUGUUGUCCGUGUACGGUUUUUUUAAUUGUUUAGGUGACAUAAAUUUUUAGCAGUGAAAAAUUGGGUGUGGCACAAAGGAAUGCAAAUCAAGAGAAGUGUUUUUUUUCUUUGGUAUUGCUAAAAAUUGCUAUCUAUAAGAUAGUUUUUUUAUUUAACAAGUAGGUAAUGUAAAAUUUCCCAAAAUUUUCAAUUGGUAAGACCAAAAAUAAUGCAAUAACUUAGCAAAUAAUUGGCUGGAAGCCAAAAAUGCGAUGUUAAACUGCUGUAGUUGUAAAAUAUGUUUUGUUGUAGGAGCCCAUAAUCAGAAUAGUUUUAUUUUUCAAAACGUUGACUGCACAAUUGAGGGUAAUUUCUGUUUGUGUGGAUAUUCAUUGUAUGUGAUGAUCCAAAACUGAAAACAGCUACAUACCAAAGCAGAAGUUUAUGUAAUUAGCAAUUAGGUUUAGUCAGCUCAUGUUUUUUUUUUUGUUACAUGAUAGCAAUACUUUUUUGAAGGUUUAGUGUUGCUUGUGGUGAUCAAUUUCAGUGCUUAGGUUGUGUUGAAAAAUUUGAGCAUGUAAGUUGCAUAUUUGUUAAAAGUGGAAUUGCAAUAAAACACCCUUUGUGUGUUUGCAGUGCAGUGUGUUAAAUACAUAUGUAAAUUAUGGUACAAAUUUAGUCUGCUAGGACAGAUGCAAACCAAAUUGCUAAGUAAUAUUGUUCUAGUGCCUGCACCAUUUGUAAUAUAAAGUUUAUAGUGCACAAAAUGUUUAUUAUUGUGUGUUGUUAUUGAAAAAAACUGUUUAUGUAAUCAAAUCAAAAAGUGGCUUUCUUGUGCACUUUUUUUUUCUGGUGUGAAGUGUGUGUUCGGUUCCAUUUGUCUCAGCAUCUGUGUUUUGAAGUGAAGUACCUAGCAUAAGUAUUUCAGGGUCUAGCAAAGGAAUGGGUGCAUUUUUCCAAAGUAUUUUUUAUAUAUUUUUGGUUGUUUUGUGUAAUUUUUGUCUUUGAGUGUAUUUUUUUUAGAGAUUUAGUUUUAUCAAGUUGUUUAAAUCAUUUGUGUUCAAUGCAAAUUUAUUUGUUCUCAUGUGUUUAUUGUUCAAGAAUUCUCAAGGAAACUUUAGAACGUGGGGUUUGAUUCAGAGAUAUUGCUGUCUUUGUAAAGGAAUCAUAAAUCCUGGUGUGCUGUUCCAAGCAUGUCAUUCACUGAUCAAACCCUGGAAGUCACGUUUAUCCUCUUGUCAGGGUGAAUUAUAAUGAAAUAGCAUGGAACCAAUGUUAUAAGUUAUGGUAUUUAUAUUUUUUUCAUGUAUUUGUUCAAGCUAUUUUCAAGUGCUUUAAAGUGUACUUACACUCAAGGGAUUAAUGAGGCUUUUUUUUUGUAAAUACCUAAUAUUAUAUAAAUUAUAUGUCAAAAAUAGUCAGAAUAUUUAAAAAUUCUUAAUUUAAACUGUUUUAUUUGUACAUAAAAAGUUAUAUUUCGAAGUUAUGCCUUUGUAAAUUUCGUAUCACUCUUGUCACACAAAUAAAGAUAUUUCACAAAAAAAA